This is a messenger RNA of Mytilus trossulus (common blue mussel), 7103 nucleotides long. RefSeq names its product autism susceptibility gene 2 protein-like. NCBI's taxonomy places the organism in Eukaryota, Metazoa, Mollusca, Bivalvia, Mytilida, Mytilidae. The record is from RefSeq and is a predicted model, not a curated record. The transcript is spliced from 16 exons. The coding region runs from base 198 to 3344 and encodes 1048 amino acids.
UCAAUUGAGUAGUUCGGCCAUAUUGUAUCCUCCGCCAUUUCAAACACAGUGGAUUUCAUCCCCGAUAUUUCUUUGGAUUUUACAUUACAUUCACAAUGGAUUAAUCAUUCAAUAAGCAAAAUCGAUACCUUAAUACAUCAAGGAUGUGAAUUAAUUCUAAAAUUGGUUUUAAAUGUUUAGUUUGGAAUAAUAUUUCAAUGGAAAACGAGACAAGUAAAAAGCAACGGUUUACUAAACGCCGCGAACGUGCACAAGUAAACCAAGUUCCUGAUUACGGGAGUGGGGAUGAUGACCCCCCAUCAGUCAAAGACAAACCCCGAUCUAAACCCAGGAAGAAGAAAAACAUUGUUAAUUUAUCAGAAGAGGAUGUAAUCGAUGGGUUUGCUAUUCUUAGUUUUAAAAGCUUCGAAGAUCUUGAGAAUUGUAUAAAGGCUUCCACAAAACAGAAUGAAAAAACAGAAACAAAUGUUCUUAAAGAUAAACACAAGUCUUCCAUUAAGAAAAAAGUCAAAAAGCAUCGUCCUCUUCCAUUACCUUCCCCCAGACUGAGGCAGAGUGAGGAGUCUGUUGAACCCAGUUCUAGUGGAGAGCUGACAGACCAUCAUAAAGUCAACAGUCCCAGGAGAAGUACCGAUUCCAGGGACUUGCUCAGUGAGGCAAGUUCUAGCUCUGGGAGAGGCUACUUGUGUGACAGUGAGAGUGGGGACGAUCGGGCAUCGGAUGCAAGUUCAGAUAUAUUUUCCAUAAGUCAUAAUCGAGAAUGUGUUUUACCUUUAACUAAAUCAACAUGCAGCAUCUCUACCACUGUUACAACCUCUUCAACAAGUAAUCUGACCAUCACAUCAACCAAUACUCUGGCUUCACCGACAACCACAUCACCCACUACAACAACUUGUGCUCUGUCCACAUCCUCCGUCAUCACCGAAAGUACGAAAACCACUUGUUCAAUAACUUCUCCAGCAGUAACUGCUACAACAUCUGUGAUAACCAAUGGACCAAGCGUUACAGCUCCCUCCUUGAAAAGGAAAACUCUGUCCCCAUUAAAUAGAGUGUCACCAAUAACAGCCAAAGCGGCCGUUUUGCCGAGGGCAUCAUCAGCAUCAUCAACACCAUUACCAUUGUCAGCGUCUAAACAGUCACCUUUCCCGAGGGAUCAUCAGAGGAAGGUUUCGCCAUCACCACGUGUCACACCAAAGAGGGAGGAUUUCAGGGAGAAAGAACACCAUAACAACUCAUUUCCAAAACCUUGGCCAGGAAGUAAUACACCUGGACAUUUAUUUGGACCACAAGUUUCAUUAUCUCCUGGACCCUAUAAUCAUUCCGGCUACCCCCAACAACCAAACCACAAUCCAGGGUUGUCCCACAGUAUGUUUGCAUCCCCCCUGCCACCUGGCCCCUCAUCAAACCUAGGAGCAGGGGCAGCACAAUUGAGUUCACCCACAGAUUCCAUGAACGUUGCAGGUCAAGAAAUUUUACGUGAAGAAUUGAACAGACGAUUUUUGUUAUCACAGGAGAGGUCGACGUCUUCAUUGAUAGGUCCUCCACCAUAUAUGAAAGCAGACAUUCAUCAGCAUCAACACAUGCACCAACACCAACAUCAACACACACAUCAACACAUGUAUCCCAUAAUUCCACCAUUUACUACAGGGGCCAUGAUCCCAAAUCCAGCUCCAUUACCGGUCAAUAAGUUUGGAGAUAAUCCCUUAUAUCGCAAUUUUGGUAUGCCACCUGGUUAUUCAGGAUUAUCUCCCCUGAUGCCACCUUCUGGUGGCCUGUCGUCCACACUGACUGGAGCAUUCCAGCCCAAGAGGGUAUCGACAGGGCUGCACCCUUCACAGAUGCUGCACUCCCUACGAGACAGAGAUAAGAUCCCAUCAGCUGCCACUUUGCCUGCACAAAAAAAGCCAGGGAAAUGGAAUGCAGUCCAUGUAAGGAUAGCUUGGGAGAUUUACCAGCAUCAACAGAAACACAUAGAGUUACAGAAAGGUCAGGAAGGGAAAUCAAUGGAGCCGUUACGACCUCCGAGUCAUCUCUUUCCUGGAGCUUCAUUACAUAGACCCACUGACCUCUCUGCCUCCACGGGACUGUUGUCUCAAGGUUUGUGUUUUUUUGGUUCUCAUGGCAGAAAUAGUCUAGAACAGCCACCUGGACAUAGCGGUUUCUUAAAUCCUAUGCAUUCGGGUAAGAAGGGUGCUUCCCCAUUUCCAAAACCAUCACCUUAUUCCAUGUCAAACCCUCUUGGUUUUGGAGGAUUGGGUUCAUCUGGGGCAUUUAGUGGGCGUGGUGAGAUGCCUAAUGUUCCCGGACUGACGUCACCUCACGAGUGGAACCGUUUACAUAGAACUCCUCCAACAUUCCCUGGUGCCCAGGCAGGCCCCUGGAGUAAACGGGAAGAUGGAGAGAUUGAUCGUGGGGACAGGGGACCAGAAGCUGGGGUUUUAGCAUUAGACAGAAGACGGGAAGAAGACAGAGAAAGGGAGAGAAGAAAUGGCGAACAUGACAGACGGGUCAGUUUAGAAGAAAGGAGUAGAGAAAGAGAAUUAUCUUAUAUGAAAGAUGCACAUGCAUCACGAUCUAGAUCUAGGUCAAGAUCACCAUUACAAAAUGGUCGUGUUGGUUCUGCUAAAUCUGACAGUAGCUAUGAAAGAAGAUUUGACGAUAAAAGUGGACUUAAAAUUAAGCAGGAGCGUCGUGAGGAGGAUUUAAUUCUUCAUGCCGAAAGGGAUAAACUAAGGACAGACUAUUUAUUGGGUCGUUCCCAAGCAGUUAAUCCAAUGAACUUCAGUAUGUUGGAUCGUGCUAGACUUUUAGGGGCACCGUCCCCAUACAUGUUUGGUGACCGUGUGCCACCCCACCCUGCAUUAUUAAGUCAAUAUGAUAAAAGUCCGUUAGAAAUGAACUUAGGUCAGCAUCAGUUUCAGCUCCAGAGGGAUAUGGAAAGGGAGCGAGAGAGAAUGCUGAGCCGAAUUCAACAUCCAUCAUUGUUUGAUCCAGAACAGUUACGGAAAGAAGAACUAUUUUUACAGGAUGAAAGAGUGCGAAGAGACAUAUUAGAGAGAUUGCCAUUUUAUGAUCCACAAAGAAUGGCGUUUGAGCAAAGCAGAUAUCCACAUUUACGUCCUCCUGAUCCGCUGUCAGCACACUUUCCCCGGACAAUUAGCCCGAUGAUAGCGCAUGCAAAAGGGGGUUCCCCUGCCGGGUAUCCUCCCCCGUUAAUACCUUCCUCUAGUGCUACUCAAUCUCGGACUCAGUCUCCGGCCAUUGGGCGGAGCAAACCUAGUGCAACAGAGACUAGUGACAAGAGAGAUAACUAUUCCAAUGAUCCAGGUGUUCACAGCAGAUAGGAGAAGUUAUCUCCCUUAGAAUAGUGUUGUAAACAUAUUGUAAAGAUGUAAUCUGUGCUUUAAAAGCAGAAAUGUGAUCUCGUUGGCAGCUAUUAUUUUUUCAUUUUUUUUUGGUUCCUUCUGAACUACAAGAGUCCCAAAAUUCAUACUGUAUACAAAGUUCAAAUUUAUCAUGUUUUUUUUCUUCACACAUGUCACAGUUGGCAUGCUAAAUUUUCCAUUGUAACUUUGGUGUAAUAUCAAUAAAGUUGGCUAAUUGCAGAAUACAGCAGGGGUUUUAAAUUUGAAUUUGAAAUUGAGAGGUAUUAUACUUAAUAGAAUUUCCCCUCCAAGAAAACACCAUUAUUUAUUUGCACUGAAUAACUUAUAAAGAUUUGGAAGAUUAAAUGCGUUGACAUUAAGUUAUUAAAAUUUGAAACGAAUUCAAAAAACAAGUCUUACUUAAAUUAUUCUGCAAUUUGUCAAAUAGAUGAAAGAAGUAAUUCAUUGGACAUUUUAAAUUCACAUAGAUAUAUUCCAUCUAUUUAAAUUGUUUGUUCAUUGUAUCAAUUAUCUAAAUCAUUUCUGAAAUUAUAGGCAUGUUGUGAGUAAAGAAGGAACUAGAGGGUAUUAAGAUUGAUUUUUUCCUGCAUUUCCAGGUGCAUUUAGAUAUGACAUGAAAUGUAAACAUUAAGCAUAUGCUUCUUAUUGACUAAAUAAGUAGGAAUUUUUCUAAUAAAAAAAAAUGAUGAUAUCCAAGGUAUUUGUUUCACAUAUAAAUGUAUAGAACGUUUAAGUCUGUCACCACUUUUUUUGGUAGAAAGGUGAGCUUGAUAAAUUAGCAAUUUUUUUUGGCAAGAUACACUUGGUUAAUCAACAGUCUAAGAUACUGAUAUUUUUUAGAUACAUGUAAAAAAUAGUGUUUUACACUUGGCCUUACAUAUUAUGUCUUAAAAAUUCUUUGAAAACUUAGAAGUUGGUACAUGUAUCAAAUACACAUUUAUUAGUUUGUUAUUCCAUUUUAUUGUUUGGUAAGGAUUGUGUCUGUUCAGUAAAGUACAUGGGUUUUGUCUUAAACCUACACCCAAUAUUUAUUUUGAAUAUUUUUACUUUGUAUAAUAAUUUUUUAGUUUAAAGGUUAAAUAUAUCUUAUGUCUGUACAAUUUUCUAAAUAUUUAUAGUUUGUUGCUGUCCAUUAGGAAGAUUUUGUGAUGUACUAAGGUUUUAAUUAUACAGUUUGUGAAAUUCAGUUUCUCAUUCAACUUUUACCAAUUUUAAACUUUUGCUGAAAUUUUUUAUUUAAUUAUAGGGUAAAUUUCUACUCUUUAGAAAACACUUUGCCAUUGUAAUCAAAUGUAGAGAUAACAUGUUUCCUACAAGAUAGUAAUUUGAAAACAGUCUUAAAAAAUGUGUUAGAUUUAUUUUUAGAAAAUAAUGAUUAUGCAAUAAAUUUGUUAACUGGUAUUUUUCUUUCUCCUUUCCAAUUUUCAAUGGGGAAAAAAUUGAUUAAUUUACAUUGGCAAAAUACAAGAUGACAUUGAUAUUUACUUUUUUUGUGCAAGGUAAUUUUAUGGCGUAAAUGUUAUGUGAAUAUACUUGAGGGAAAACAGAUUUAAAAAUAAGGAAACAUACUGCUAUAUAAUAACAAUUGUUUUGUUGGUUGUUUUUUUUGUGAACAACUUUUCUUAGUACCCUUUAUUUACCUGUGUUCUAUUCCAUUAAAAGAUUAUUUUUUUAAAUCAUCUAAAUAUUUUAGCAUCAUCAUUCCCAUACAGUCUGUUUAUAUAUAUGCAGCUUUAAAUUUUUCAUUUUUUUUAGCUGAAAUCCUUUUUAAUAAUUCCUUUUUUUAUUGAUUGAUUGGUUGUCGCUUGUGUUACUACGUUAAUGUCCAAUGGUCAAUUAUUUUGAUUCCUUAAUGCCAUCAUCAAUAUUCAUUGACAUACUUCAGGUACAGCGACCCCUUAUCUAACCUUUCUAUUUUGCUAUUUGAUUACCAACUUUCUGAUUUGUUCUGUAUUUUUGUAAUUUUACCUUUUCCAAUACAAAGUAUUAAUUUUUCCAAAAUGAACGUUUUAUUUUUUUUUUUAAUUUUUCAAGGACUAAAUGAAAAAUUCCCUGCCGUUCCUUCUAGUCAAUUGAUUUUGCAACACCUCCCUGUCGGUUUGAUUGUUGUUUGUUCUUGUCUAAAAACCAAAAAACAUGAAAUAUUUGCAACUGGACAUUAAGGAAACGGCAACCAAUCAACUUUUAAAAGACUGUGCUUCUUGAAAAGAAAACAAAGUAUAAAUUGAAAAUCAAAAAAAAAAUAAACAAAGUAUAAGAUGUACAUCUAGAGAAAUAGACAAAGAAUAAAAUGUACAUCUAGAGGAAUAAAUCAAAGUAUAAAGUGUACAUCUGAAAAAACAAGCAAAAGUAUCCUUGUACAUGUGAAUAAAUAGACAAAGUAUAAAUGUACAUCAAAUAAAUACACCAAGUAGAAAUUGUACAUCUGAAUAAAUACAUUAAGUAUAAAUUUACAUCUGAAUAAAUACACCAAGUAGAAAUUGUACAUCUGAAUAAAUACAUUAAGUAUAAAUGUACAUCUGAAUAAAUACACCAAGUAGAAAUUGUACAUCUGAAUAAAUACAUUAAGUAUAAAUGUACAUCUGAAUAAAUACACCAAGUAGAAAUUGUACAUCUGAAUAAAUACAUUAAGUAUAAAUGUACAUGUGACUAAAUACACUAAGUAUAAAUGUACAUGUGACUAAAUACACUAAGUAUAAAUGUACAUGUGACUAAAUACACUAAGUAUACAUAUACAUGAAGUUUAAUACACAAAUGUUAGAUUGUAUGAGUUACUAUGUAGUAGAUUAUAUGGUAUUAUUGCAAUAUUGUAGAAAUGAUCUCAUUCAUUCAUCAUUAAUUUGUAUUUAUUUAUUCGUCACCCUGGGUGUUUUAAUAGCUUAUCAUUUAUAUUUAUUUUUGCAUCACCUCAUUAUUUGUUGAUUUUCAUUUAAAAUUGAAUUAUGCCAAACAUUUUAAUUUGUAGCUUUCAAAAAGUAUGGAAAAUUUAUAUUCAAGGGCUAUGUUAAAGUGUAUUGGGCAAUUGUGUUUAUACUAUAUUUAGUACCAUGUUAUGUUAACAAAAUAGCACUGAUGAAUUAUUCUGUUGUUGCAUCACAUCUUAUCUUAAGUUUGUCAUUUUCUAGAAAGGUAAAUGCAACCAUUUAUGGAGUUCAUUUAAAAAAAAUUUAAAGUUGAAUAUAUUAGCCUGUUUAUUCAAGGUGUGAAUAUAUCUUAUGCAGCACAAAGUGCUUUUAACUUUUAUUAACAUGUGUUAGUAGUAUACCUAUACAUUCGGGUACUAAAGUCCAAAAUACUUGUGAAAUUUUUAUCUAAUCUACAAAAUAUCUAUUUCCAGUGAUCACAAAGUAUGACUUUAAUUUGUGUAUUGUUGUACACUGUAGGUCUGUGGAAAAGUGUUCUUAGACAUUAUAUUUUGAUUUUUAAUAAUAGCUGUUACAAAGAUUUUUAAAUAGUAAUGAAUUUUUUUUAAAAGACUUUUUUUUUUUUUUUUAUUUUGAUAUGCAUUAAGAUGUAACUUAUUACGUAUAUAUAAUAUAAAUAUAUAUAAAUAAUACAAUUGAUAUGAACAUUUUUGUACAGAAAAUCCAAAGAUUUUGAUGCAAUAUAUUAUUAUUAUUACUAUCAUCAUUGAAUGGUGAAACGUGUCAAGGACAUGUGUCACAAAAUACGUAUGUUUCUAUUAAAAAUAGAAAUAAUAAAUUAUUCAAAAAAUCA